AUGAGUGUUCGAACCGACGCAAAGCAGCUCGCAGGGCAAUCUGAGAUCAUUCGCCUCCUAGAGGCUGACAAUAUACCAUGGUAUAAGAAGCCAAACCUGAGCUUUCUGUACCUCUGCCUUAUCCCUGCAGCACUCGGCGUCGGGAUGACCACUGGAUACGGCUCUGUUCUGAACGGGUUGCAGGCUGUUCCUUCAUGGCAGACCUGUUUUAACGCCCCUAAUGGGGCACUCCUCGGCGUGCUCAAUGCAUCCUAUAAUAUCGGAGGUCUCUUCAUUUUGCCCGUAAUCCCGUACGUCAACGAUUGGUUUGGCCGCAAGCAUAGCGACACAUUCGGUUCUAUUAUCCUCCUCAUCGGCGUCAUCCUGCAGUUUGCAUCUCAGAAUGUCGGCAUGUUUCUUGCAUCCCGACCUAUUCUCGGCACCAGUAUCCCAUUCGCCGUUUCAGGCGCUUCACAGCUCUUAGCCGAGUUAACCUACCCUCGCGAGCGCGCAGUUAUUACCGGUCUCUUUAACACGUCUUGGUUUAUCGGCGCCAUAAUGGCUGCAGGUGCACCCUCAAUCCUCAAGCUCAUUUUCAUCUGGUUCGUUCCCGAGUCUCCUCGGUGGCUCUUAUCGAAAGAUCGCGGUGAGGAGGCUUUCGAUAUCCUUGUCAUGUAUCAUGCCGAAGGAGACCGCAACUCCGCCUUCGUGAAUGCGGAGUUCCUCGAGAUCUCUGCCCAGCUCAAGAUGGAGAUUGAAAACUCCAAGUCGCGUUGGAUUGAACUGCUCCAGACUGCUGGGAACAGAAGAAGGACGGCUAUCGCCGUCUGUGUUGGUGUUUUUACUCAGUGGUCUGACAACGGGUUGGUGUCGUGA
This is a messenger RNA of Aspergillus melleus, 855 nucleotides long. RefSeq lists its product as uncharacterized. Gene Ontology annotation, cellular component: membrane. The record is from RefSeq and is a predicted model, not a curated record. The transcript is spliced from 4 exons. Gene Ontology annotation, molecular function: carbohydrate:proton symporter activity. Gene Ontology annotation, biological process: transmembrane transport; carbohydrate transport. Lineage: Eukaryota; Fungi; Ascomycota; Eurotiomycetes; Eurotiales; Aspergillaceae. The coding region runs from base 1 to 855 and encodes 284 amino acids.